Messenger RNA from Symbiodinium sp. CCMP2592, 3636 nucleotides. Lineage: Eukaryota; Dinophyceae; Suessiales; Symbiodiniaceae. The record is from the annotation of a GenBank genome assembly.
AUGGACCCGAGCAUCAUCCUCAACACCCUGACCGGCAUCGAUGAUAGCAUUCUGGCGACAGUUUUGGCUCAGCUCAUGCAGAGCAAGCCUGAGCUGGCCCCCGGCUUGGUCAAUGUCUGCGUUCCGGACUUGACCUUCGCUCCUAGCAAGGCCUUGACGGAGAAGCGCUGCAUAGGCACCGUAGCGAAGCUGAACCCAGCGAUGGGUGUGGGCUUCAUCAACUGCCCCGAGCUAAGCGCAGUCUUUGGCUGCGACGUGACAGUCAAAGCACUUCAGCUUGGGGGCUUCGUCGAAGGACAGGAGGUAAACUUCGCCGUGACUUUGAACGAUGAGAACAAGCCUCAGGCCUUUGACUUGGCAGACAACAAGACGGGGAUGAACGGCCAAAUCGGGUGCAUGGGCUGCGGAGGGAUGCCUUCCAUGGGGGACAUGGGUCCCGGUUGUGGGAUGGGCUGUGGCAUGGGCGGCUGUGGCGGCUGUGGCUGUGGCGGGGGCUGCGGUUGUGGCUGCGGAGGCUGCGGCUGCGGCUGCGGCGGGGGAUGUGGCAUGGGGGGCUGCGGCUGUGGUGGCUGUGGCUGUGGUGGUUGUGGCUGCGGCUGCGGAGGCUGUGGUUGCGACGGCAUGAGUGGCGACAUGAUGGGUAUGAAUGGGCCGAUGGGUGGCAUGAUGGGAGGUCCCGGUCCGAAAGGCGGUGGAAAAGCCAAUGAGGAGGUCCUAGGAGAGUUCUAUGGGAUCAUCAAGAGCUACAACCCCGAGAAAGGCUUCGGCUUCAUUGCCUGCGAUGCGUUGAAGCAGCAGCACGAAGGCGAUGUCUAUCUGAACAGCAGGCAUGUGGGCGAGUUCAAGGUCGGCCAGGAGGUGAAGUUUCAAGCCUUCCUCCAUAACGGCCGGCUGCAAGGUAGGGAGCUCCAGGAUGCCACGGGGCUUGUGGGCCCACAAAGUGGUGCAGCACCUGGCUUUGCAGAAGAGCAGGAGCUCGGUGUCUUCACCGGGAGAAUCAAGAAUUUCCAUCAGGACAAAGGCUUCGGCUUCAUUGUCUGUGAAGCACUGAACAUGCAGGGCUUCCAGGGCGAUGUCUUCCUGCAUCAGAGGCACAAGGGGGAAUUCAGGGAAGGCGAUUUCGUGGCGUUCAUGGCCGUGCUCCGAAACGGAAAGCUCCAAGCCAAGGACCUCGAGCAAGCACCCCCAGGUGGUGACGGAGGCCUAGGCAUGGGCGGUGGCAUGGGUCCAGGUCCCAUGGGCUGUCCAGGUUGCAUGGGAGGCCCUAUGGGCGGUCCAUGCAUGGGUGGGCCCAUGGGCGGCCCGAUGGGUGGUUGCAUGGGCGGCCCGAUGAAUGGCCCUAUGGGCGGCUGCAUGGGCGGACCUGGCCCGAUGGGUUGCGGCAAAGGCUGCGGCAAGGGCUUCGGGGACAAGGGCAAAAAUGCUUUGCUGCACUGCCCCAUGGUCAUGUCCGUGGGAAGCCUAGCGCAUGUGGCACCCAAUGACCAGGCCGAGUCCGCUCCUGUAACAACCCAGGCCCCAUCGGCCGUGGAAGGGGUACAGAACUUCGAUCCUCUGAAGGCAGCUGUGGAGCGCAACGCGCAGUAUGUGAAGGAGCACAAGCUGGUGAUGGCCUCCCGCGAAGAUGAGCAGAGCCAGGUCUUCAAGAUCGAAGCAGCCUUUAGAUCCCUGGACAAGGACCACAGCGGAUUCCUAGAUGAAUCGGAGAUUUCGCAGGGGCUGCAGAACGCCGGCAUCGAUCCCCCGGCCGACAUGGCCGCCUUCAUGAAAGAGGUUGACACAAACAGCGACGGCAAAGUCGACCUCACCGAGUUCAUCCGUAUCGCAGGGAAGCUGCUGGACCCCGGAAUGGGCAACGCCCUCAAGUCUCAUGCCAACCACCGGCGCUGGAUGGAGAUGAUCGCAAAGAGCUCCGGAAUCCCCCAUGUACCAACAGUGGAGGGCGAGGCAGAUGGCGAGGUGAAGGAAGCCGACCGUCAGAAUGUCGCAGACCUGAUGAACUCUCGCAGUUGGGAUAACUUGUACGAUCUGUUUGACGACAACGUGAAAGCAGCGUUCCCGAAAGACCAGUAUCUUCAGGCCAUGAAGUAUUGGGUCCAAAGCAACACGGUGAUUUCGCUCCCCGGCGGUGACGAGGGCUACUGGUUCAACUACUUACUCACAACCGAAACGGUGGUCUCCGUCUCGAGACUAAAGCUCGCAUUCAUGUUGGUGAACGGUAAAAUCAUCGGGAUCAACCCAGGCGCCCAGGCGGAAUCCACUCCUAUUCAGGACCCGCUCAGCGUUAAGUACGGGGUGUACUUUGAUACACAAAACGCCACGCCGCACCACAACAAGUGGCAUGCCAAAAUUGGUGCUGAAGACGAGUACCUUGUUGUUUGGCCGAAACCGUCGGCGCCCCACCAGAAGUUCGAGAUAUUCAGUUUCUACCUUGAACGGGAUGGACAGAAGAUCGAGUUGGAGAUGCUGGAUCUGACGGAGGAAAGCGGUGAAGUGCAGCCGCCUCACAACCACGUACACGUUGCCAAGGCUGUUGGCCCUGGCACGAUCAUUAUCGAGAUCAAAUAUGUGCAUGUGCCGCGACGGGUGGAAUUGUACAACGAGGCCACUCCACAGAAGUACUUUGUAGAGGACACGCAGCCGUUGGAAGAGAAGUACAAGCCCCAGCUCAUGCCGCACGGGGCGAAGUGGCAGGAAUUCUGCUCAAAAGGGGACCUUACGUGGCACAGGGACGCGGAGAACAUUAUGAUGUUCGCGCAGCGCACUUGGAAGCACAUCGCAUCGAACCACCGGUACGACAACUCGGCAGAGACUUCGGCACGCAGGACACUGGACGACAUCGUUGAGAGCGGGCUGGCGCACUGCGUGCAGCGGUCAAUCAUGUUCAACACGGUUAUGACGGCCAACGGUAUUGACUCUCGUUACAAUGUGACGAACGCGCACACGUUUCCCAACAUCCUGAUCCCCGGCUGCGGCUGGGUUCCAAUGGAGCCCACAGGAGACAUGUGGGACAUGUGCGAUAACUGUGACUGCAAUGACCAUGUGAUCUACAUCGGCUCGGUCCGCCAACUGACGUGGAGCACUCUGGGAAUCCAGGACCAACUGCUCGCCGAGGCGAAGAACAAGCUCAUGCGGUGCUUCAAUGAGAAGGACGACCUCGAGGGCGAGAUCGGCGAUGCCUUGAUGGCAUACUGGCCGACAUCAUACGAGCAGUUCAAGAACUUCGGCAACGUGACUUUCGUGAAGGAGGGUGUAUUCAAACAGACGCUGGACCCGGACAUUCUGCCAGCAUGGAUGGGUGUCACCCCGCCGCCGGUUGUGUACCUUGUCUGCACGUUUGCGAAUCACGGCGGCAAGCAGUUCUGCUUCCAGCUGUGGCUUGACGGCGGCAAAAUCAUCGGGAUGAUGCUGGUGAGCCCGGAGGAGUUCGACAAGAAGGAGGCCGAAAGCCAGGCCGAUCCGAAACCCGCAGCCAAGGGUUUCCCUGGGAACAACCCGCACCUGAUCAACUUGAAGCUCGGGAAGGGCAACAAACCAGCAAAGUUCUACUGGGAAGACGUCCUCGCAGCGCCUGGGAAGAUCCAGCUCGCACCCAUUGAAGCCUUGUCGAACCAGUUCGGGUACAACUACGAGUAA